Molecule: messenger RNA, 1466 nt
Organism: Oryzias melastigma (Indian medaka)
Lineage: Eukaryota; Metazoa; Chordata; Actinopteri; Beloniformes; Adrianichthyidae
Product: aly/REF export factor 2
Exons: 6
Coding region: 407-1135 (242 amino acids)
Biological process (GO): mRNA export from nucleus
Cellular component (GO): nucleus
Molecular function (GO): mRNA binding
Source: RefSeq, a predicted model, not a curated record
UGCUAAGCUUAUUUUCAGGCUAAUUACAGCAAAAUACUCAUGAAAUGCCAGUAAAAUGAAUUAUAACUUGUUUAUUUUUACUAGUUAUCAGUUAAGGUCAGGAUCUCUUUUUUUUAUAAACGUUAUUUACAAAAAGAAAAAAAUAAUAAUAAACAUGUAAAAUAAAAAAUAAAAUAAAGCUUAGAUGUUAAACGAAGACACGGUUGGACAAUACUUGAUAAUUCUGGGAAAAAAAAAGGUUUAUGGAAAUACACCCGUCACUUCCGCGAGCAAUUUACGCAACUUCCGCUAACUUUGUUAGCGCGCCAUUAAGAUAAGCUGUGAAAGUACCGCCUGUCGACGCUCCGGUGUCUUUGUUCUUGUUUUUCUUCUCUCGUUGGGUUUUAGGUCUUUCUUUUGUGUCAGUAUGGCCGAUAAGAUGAGCAUGUCUCUGGACGACAUUAUCAAAAUGAACAAAAGAGAAGGCCGCGGAGGAGGACCGUCCGGACGGGAGAGAGGAUCCGGUCGAGCCGGCGGAUCGUCGCGGCCGCCGGGUCGCGGUCGACAAAGUAACUUUAGCCGCGAGAGGACCAACAGACCCGCACCGUACACCCGGCCGAGGGAGUUACCAGACAAGUGGCAGCACGACCUGUUCGAGGAGCACUCUCGCGGUCCGAGAGCCCAGAGUCCGGCAGCAGACGGCGACUUUGGAGGAAGCAGCAGCAAGCUGCUCAUUUCUAACCUCGAUUUUGGAGUUUCUGACUCAGACAUAAAGGACCUCUUUGAAGAGUUCGGAGCUUUAAAAACAGCAUCGAUACACUACGAUCGCUCUGGUCGUAGUAAAGGAGUCGCUGAAGUUCACUUUGUAAAUAAAGCCGAUGCCCUCAAAGCAAUGAAGCACUACAACGGCGUCCCGCUCGAUGGUCUCCCCAUGAAAAUCCAGCAGGUACCCUCAGACGCCGGCACACAGAGUUCAAGCAAAGGCUUUGACCGAAGCCGGCUGGGUCAGCCCCGCUUUGAACGGAGGCGAGGGGGCAGCAGCUCAGGCUUCAGAGGGCGGGGCCGAGGAGGUGGAGGUAAACCUCAGGUGACGGCGGAGGAGCUGGACGCUCAGCUGGAUGCUUAUAAUGCUCAGUGCCAGAUGGACACCAAUUAAAGACGUUGGAGGAUCCAGAGUUUUUUUGUUUUUUAAGUCACUGACUCUGAAUAAAUUCCAAUUAAGCUUUGAAGCUGUUCCAUUAUAGACCAAUAAGGUCUAUUAUUUUUAUUUUUGGUAUUUUUAUAGUCCAGUUGUUUUUGAGCAGAUGUUUGUAAAUGUCCGUUUGCCUCAAACCUGCAUUUCUUUUUAUUUGGUGACAUGAGUAUGACGUAACAAAUGGUGUUAAAUAUAUUUCAAUGAUUUCUGUCAUUUGGUACUGUACAGUUCACUUGUGAACCUGCUCAGACUUUUGUAUAUAAAUGCAAUACUGUGAUUAUCUUUUUGAAAA